AGAGAAAUUAAACUUCCUCUAGUAAACAGGUCUGUCCUCCCCCCCCCCCCCCAAAACAACCCAAAACCAAAUAAUUUGCCAACCAUUCAAAUCCUCUUUAGUGGCAGAGAUAUGACCAGUCAGUAUGUGAAAAUACUUGAAUCAUACAUUUCUAUUUCAGUGCAAAUGUUCUUAAUACAGAUGUCAUUGUCAUUUUUACCUUGGGAAACAUUAAAUCCAUCUAUAUCAGCUCAUUAAAGUCUUUUUUUCCAUUAAUAAGGGAAGGUAAACGUAGUCCAGUAUGGUGUGGUGGGUUAAUAUGCAUGUUAAGCUGCUGCUGUUAAAAAGUUUGAAGUCCGUAAGGCUGUCAACUGGAUCAACAGUUUAAAAGCCAAUUAAUUUUUCUCUCUGAAUUUGUCUGAAAAAUCUUUUAUCUUUUUCUUUUUCUUUUUUUGGAUGCUUUUGGAAAUGUUGGAUUUGCUUACCCCUGUUUCCUUAUAUUGAAGUUACAUGCCUAAAAUAGAAAUUUCUUGAAGCUUAGGCAAAUUAAAUAUGUAAUAAACUGAUUAUAGACUCAUGGUUUCAUUGCCCAAAACAAUUCAAAUCCAAGUACUAGCUGCCAUGAACCUGAAUGACUCUCUGUCUGAAUCCUGUCCCACUGAAUGCAUUUCAUCAGGGAUGUGGCUGCUGGUUGUUUCUCCUUGUGCUAUGUGAUUGCCCAAGAUCUUCUAAUCUAAUAUGGGGCUGUAAUUUUGUGGGAACUGUUCUAGGGGAAAAACAUGGGCAUCAGGAAGUGUCAUGGGUGGAACUUCACCAGGAAUGGAUUAUGGCCAUAGAGGGCACUCUCGUGGGGAAGGUGUUUUAUUUUGUAUGAGGCUUAAAACAGAGUUAUAACCACUUAGAAGGCCAAAGAUUCCCAUGGAUGUGAAUAGGAGCAUUAAACCUAGUAUCCUGGUGGAAUUCCAACUUGGGUAAUUCAGGUGCAUCAUAUCGUAUCAUACACUUCCCCAGUAGGGUUAAGUUUUUUGUUUAAAAUAUAAACCUGCUAAAAUGUCUUAAUGUUGCCAGUUCAACAAGCAUGUUUGGUUAUAUACCAGCAGUAGCUCCAUUUCUGUAGUGCUGCCUGUAUGUAUGGUUCGCAAUGGGCUUUGGGAGUCCUUUGCAUUGAAACGUACUUUAUAAAUGUAAGAUUGAUCCUUAUUACAUUUCUUAUCUCUUGUCUUUAAUACUUUGUUUUGUACAGCAGGAUAUGAGCCUUCUCCUAUGUCCGGGCUUUGGCCUCACACAGUAGGUGUAAUAUAAUCGCUGAGGUGGGCGAUCUGCAAGGAGAAUUAUUUUUGGAGGCUUUUGCAUGAAACUUGCCCAAUGAGUCUGAGACACCCAAGCACCAUUAAUUUUGGAGAAACUAUGUUCCAACUUCCUGUCAACAACCUUGGCAGUUUAAGAAAGGCCCGGAAAACUGUGAAAAAAAUACUUAGUGACAUUGGUUUGGAAUACUGUAAAGAACAUAUAGAAGAUUUUAAGCAGUUUGAACCUAAUGACUUUUAUUUGAAAAACACUACAUGGGAAGAUGUAGGAUUGUGGGACCCAUCGCUUACAAAAAAUCAGGACUAUCGGACAAAACCCUUUUGCUGCAGUGCAUGUCCAUUUUCCUCGAAGUUCUUUUCAGCCUACAAAAGCCACUUCCGGAAUGUUCAUAGUGAAGACUUUGAAAAUAGGAUUCUUCUCAAUUGUCCUUACUGUACUUUCAAUGCAGACAAAAAGACUUUGGAAACGCACAUCAAAAUAUUUCAUGCUCCAAAUGCCAAUACACCAAGUGGAGGCAUAAGCACUUUUAAAGAUAAAAACAAACAUGAUAGCCUUAAACCUAAGCAGGCUGACAGUGUAGAACAAGCUGUUUAUUACUGUAAGAAGUGCACUUACCGAGAUCCUCUGUAUGAAAUAGUUAGAAAGCACAUUUACAGGGAACAUUUUCAGCACGUUGCUGCUCCUUACAUAGCAAAGGCAGGUGAAAAGUCACUCAAUGGUGCGGUUCCGUUAAGUUCCAGUACCCGAGAGGAGGGUAGUAUUCACUGCAAACGAUGCCUUUUUAUGCCCAAGUCAUACGAAGCUUUAGUACAGCAUGUUAUUGAAGACCAUGAACGUAUAGGAUAUCAGGUAACGGCAAUGAUAGGGCAUACUAAUGUAGUGGUUCCCAGAUCCAAACCUUUGAUGCUAAUAGCUCCAAAACCACAGGAUAAAAAGUCUAUGGGACUUUCUCAAAGGAUGGGUCCUCUUUCUCCUGGAAAUGUCCGAUCGCUUUCAUCACAGCAGAUGAUGAACCGACUCACUAUACCAAAGCCUACAUUAAAUUCUGCAGGAGUAAAUAUGAUGUCAAAUGUUCAUCUACAGCAGAAUAAUUAUGGAGUCAAAUCAGUACCACCAAGUUAUGUUGGGCAGCCAGGGGGAAGGCUAAACUUAAGUGGCAAUGCACCAGUUUCUAUUCCACAACAGUCCCAAACAAUGAAACAGUUUUCACCAAGUGGAAAUGGAAGGCCUUACACCCUUGGAGGGGAGCAGAGAUCACAAGCCCCACCAAGGUACUCUCUUCAGUCUGCCAACUCGUCCUCUCUUUCAUCAGCUCAGCUGAAGCAGACAUCAUUAUCUCAGUCCCAGGCAGCGUCAAGAGUAUUAGGUCAGUCUGGCUCAAAGUCUCCUGUAGCUGCCACAGGCCCUUCUGCUGUCAAUACUUCCUCAACACAAAAGUGGAAAAUUUGUACAAUCUGUAACGAGCUGUUUCCUGAAAACGUGUACAGUGUUCACUUUGAAAAGGAGCACAAGGCUGAAAAGGUGCCUGCAGUAGCUAACUAUAUAAUGAAAAUUCACAAUUUCACUAGCAAGUGUCUAUACUGUAAUCGCUAUUUACCUACUGAUACAUUGCUUAAUCACAUGCUUAUCCAUGGUCUGUCUUGUCCGUACUGCCGUUCAACCUUCAAUGACGUUGAAAAGAUGGCUGCUCAUAUGCGAAUGGUUCAUGUUGACGAAGAAAUGGGACCUAAAACAGAUUCCACUUUAACCUUUGAUUUGACGUUGCAGCAAGGUAGUCACACUAAUAUACAUCUUCUUGUAACCACCUACAAUCUUAGAGAUGCCCCUGCUGAAUCUGUAGCUUACCACGCGCAAAAUACGCCUAUUGUUCCUCCAAAACCCCAGCCAAAAAUCCAGGAGAAAUCGGAUGUACCUGUAAAAAGUUCUCCUCAAGCAGCAGUCCCCUACAAAAAAGAUGUUGGUAAAACACUCUGUCCACUAUGCUUUUCAAUCCUAAAAGGACCCAUUUCUGAUGCACUAGCACAUCACUUAAGGGAGAGGCAUCAGGUUAUUCAGACAGUUCAUCCAGUUGAAAAAAAGCUAACAUACAAAUGCAUUCACUGCCUUGGUGUAUACACCAGUAACAUGACUGCCUCAACGAUAACACUGCACCUUGUACACUGCAGAGGUGUUGGGAAGACACAAAAUGGCCAAGACAAAUCGAAUGCACCCUCUCGGCUAAAUCAGUCUCCAGCCGUAGCACCUGUGAAACGUACUUAUGAACAUACGGAAUUCUCUCUCAUGAAGAAAAGAAAAAUAGAUGAUGAUGACUCACCACCUGCCUUUGAAGAAAAGCCUGAAGAACCUGUAGUUUUAGCUUUAGACCCCAAGGGUCACGAAGAUGAUUCUUAUGAAGCCAGAAAAACAUUUCUUACAAAAUAUUUCAAUAAGCAACCAUAUCCCAGUAGGAGAGAAAUUGAAAAGUUGGCUGCCAGUUUGUGGCUAUGGAAAUCUGAUAUUGCUUCACACUUCAGCAACAAAAGAAAGAAAUGUGUUAGAGAUUGUGAAAAGUACAAACCUGGUGUGCUGCUUGGUUUCAACAUGAAAGAAUUAAACAAAGUUAAGCAUGAAAUGGAUUUUGAUGCUGAAUGGCUGUUUGAAAACCACGAUGAAAAGAAUUCCAGAGUCAAUGCUAGUAAAACGAUUGAUAAAAAGAUAAACUUAGAAAAAGAUGAUGAAAGUUCUUCAGACAGUUAUGAGAAUAUAGAGGAGGAAUACAAUGAAAGCAAUAGUCCGUUUGGUCAACGCAUUUCUAAUGUUGUUAAAAAAACCUCUGUUGAUAGUAUAGUAGAGAACGUGGAAGACAGCAUAUCAAAGGAGACUGCUGAGGAAAAUACUUUGCUAUCUCCAGAAAAAUCAGAUAAGAAACAGGAGGAAGGUUUAAAAUAUGAAGAAAUUCAUUCUUCUGAGGAACCAACGAAGCUAGUAGGUGAUGCUUCAGAUAGUGAUCAAGAUGAUGCUGUUGAAUGGAAAGAUGGAGCUUCACAGUCUGAAAGCGGACCUGGUUCUCAGCAAGUUUCUGACUUCGAAGAUAAUACGUCAGAGGUGAAACCGGAAGCCUGGACAGAUGAAUCAUCCCAAAGUGAAGAUGCUGGUAGUAGUAAGCCUACUGCAGAAACGAAGGGGAUUGCAUCUGAAAGUGAUGAAGAACAGUCAAAGUGGAAGAAUAGUUCCUAUGGAAAAGUAGAAGAGUUUUGGUCUAAGGACCAGUCGCAGUGGAAAAAUGCAUCGGAAAUUGAGGAGAGCUUAUCAAAUCAGCAGAUGGAAUGGCAGAAUAGCACAAUUGACAGUGAAGAUGGAGAUCAGUUUGACAAUGUGACUGAUGGUGUAGCAGAACCAAUGCAUAGCAGCUUAACUGGUGUAGAGCUGAGUAGCCAGCAAGCAUGAACUGCUUGAUUUGGAAGCAUCAGUAGUAUGAUCCAAUCUACAACUGUCUAAACACUUUCAUUUCAGUAUGACUGAAUGCUUAAUUUCAGUAAGCUUAAUUCUAACUGGUACUGCCUUUUGAGUGCUAGGUCAUCUGGUGAGUGGUUGAUGUGGCCACUAUUAUUCCAGUGGUUAUUUAAGUGCGCUGUUGGCUAAUUUGCUUGAUAAUACCUGCUGUGAUGAGCACAGUAACUUAAUGUGAAAACAGAUAAGCUGGUGGCUCCAGAAUGCACACAAAGAAAAGCAGAGGUUUAUUUUAUCUGCAUUUUCAAUGUUUAUUUCACUCUUGUACAUGUUCAGUUGUAUGUCUUUUUAAACAUUACCCUUUUUCACAUGGUAGUAUAGGGCCAACAUACGAGCUACCAGUUCAAUGUGUAUAGUAGACUAUGGGGAAAUUGAUUUUUUUUCAUGUAUCAUUCUGAAUAGUUGAAAUGUAUAUUUGUACAGUCUUUUAGACCUAUUCCAGUGAAGCUUAUGAAAUUGUUCUUGUGUACCCAUCAUAGAUUUGUUUCUCUUUUUUAGUGUUGCCCUGCUGUGUAAUAAAUGCUGUAUCUAGUUUACCUAGCAAGAGCUUGAAACUGCUAUAGUAUGGAUUUUGACAAACUUAGUUUUUGCACAUAACCUUGUACAAUCUCAAAACAGAGGCCAGCAACAUAAAAAUUAUAUCUGGACUCUAUUGUAUUAUAGAAUUUUCUUGUUCUGAAUAUCCUUGACAUUACAACUGAUGACAAAUGUAUUUCAGAGCCAUUUUCUGAAAUCUUUUAAGCUAAAAAAGAAAAAUCACAUGCAAGAAACAAGUUUGCAGCUACUAAUUUUGACACCUUUUAGAUCUGUAUAAAAGUGUAUUGUGUUGAAGCAGCAUACAGGAAAAAAGUGCUGCAUUUUGAAUAUUUAGUUUUAUCUUUAGUUAACACCAACAAGGCGUUGUAUUCAUUUAUACCAUCUAAUAUAUGACACACUGUUGUAGUAUGUAUAAUUUUGUGAUCUUUAUUUCCCUUUGUAUUCUUCAUUUAAGCAUCUAAAUAAAUUGCUGUAUUGUG
Molecule: messenger RNA, 5792 nt
Organism: Alligator mississippiensis (American alligator)
Lineage: Eukaryota; Metazoa; Chordata; Crocodylia; Alligatoridae
Gene: ADNP
Product: activity dependent neuroprotector homeobox
Exons: 4
Coding region: 1345-4713 (1122 amino acids)
Biological process (GO): regulation of gene expression
Cellular component (GO): nucleus
Molecular function (GO): DNA binding
Source: RefSeq, a predicted model, not a curated record